AGCAACCUCAGCCUCCUCCCAGCAUCAUAUUUAUUUUUACUUGCGGAAAGGACGUUUUUUUGUACUUGUACAUCUUUAUUUGCUAAAAGGACAUUUUCAUAUUGUGGGAUGCACCCAGUAUCAUCUUUAUUUUCAUUUGCGGAAAGGACGUUUUUCGAUUUUGGGAUGCGCUCCGCAUCAUCUUUAUUUUCAUUUGUGAAUAGGACGUUUUUCGAUUCUGGGAUGCGCCCCGCAUCAUCUUUAUUUUCAUUUGUGAAUAGGACGUUUUUCGAUUCUGGGAUGCGCCCCGCAUCUUCAUUUUCGAAAUAUUUGUCUUCCAAAACUGCAUCAGCUUGAAUCGUCGUUGUCGACGAUUCCCAUUCUUUCCGUCGCCUGCAAACUAAAACGAAUGUAGGACAAUUCACACAAGUUACUGAAAUGUAUAUAUAAAUUGUUAGCACUUACCAUACAGUUUUCUAUAAGCUUUUUUGAGGGAAAGUCUUCUCCUGGUAUUUUUUUUAUUUCCCAUUUGUGGUUGUUUAUAUCACAAAUGCUUGGAAAUUUUAUCAAUAAUAUAUAUGUAUGGCUUCUAUGCGAAGACGUGUUAUAUAUAUGUAUGUGUUCUAUGCGAAGAUGCCUUAUUGUUAGAAAGAAAUAAAUAACAACGACAGCCAUGGCAACGCUCUAAAAAGAAACGAAACGCCAACGCGCUCUCGUUUUCCAAUUUCACUGGCGUCGUUGAACCGUGCAGAAGGUUUCGGAGAAGAGAAAGUGAAAAGAAAAUGGACAAAGGCGACAUGAAGUUGGCCACACAUACAUUCACUAACAAAUUCAGAACAAACACAGAACAAACAGGAGGAUGUACAACCUCAGCCGGAAAUGCUGCUGCAGCUGCAGCAAAAAGUGCAACAACUGCGGUUGCGGACGCAACCGCAGCCGCAGCCGCACGAACUGCGGCAACCGCAGCCGGACCCGCUGCUGCAGCUGCAGCAGCAAAUACACGAUAUGCAGAAAAAAUUAGAAGAGAUGAAACGCGAUGGAUAUAUCACGGCACAGGCACAGCGGUCGCCGCUGGAGAACUUGUAUGAGCCUGAUGAGCCGCAGCAGCAUAUAUCAAUCAGGUCCAUAGACAGGUUGCAGAUUCGCCACAGGCGGAGAAGAUUGAAUAGGCUGCGGCGGCAAAACAUCCAAAUAGAAGCUCGCGGUCGCGAUCACGGCCGCGGCCAAGGUCGUAACGGGUCAGGACCGACCAUUCAUUUUAACUACUUUUGAUUUUGAUUUUUUUAAAUAUAUAACA
Messenger RNA from Osmia bicornis bicornis, 1276 nucleotides. Its product is annotated as ice-structuring protein 4-like. The transcript has 4 exons. Lineage: Eukaryota; Metazoa; Arthropoda; Insecta; Hymenoptera; Megachilidae. The record is from RefSeq and is a predicted model, not a curated record. The coding region runs from base 762 to 1067 and encodes 101 amino acids.